GGAGAGGAGGGGAACUGUGGGAGGGGACAGCAGGCUCUCUUGCCUGUCCGGCCUGGGGGAGGCUGGAGGCCUUUCUGGAGGGAUCCAAGAGUUCCCAGGUUCUUGCUGUUGGCGUUUGUGAUUAUUUAGCAAAGCACCAAGGAAGCAACCACUCCAGUUACAGAGUGCAGAGUUUAGUGGUUAUAGCUGUUUAAGGAACAUGCGUGGAGAUCACUGUAGAGUCUAAACCAAAUUGAUUCAUUGGUGGAAUACAUUUGGGAUAGGAAAGACCCAUCCAAUCUAUCAGCUACAUAAUGAAUAGGUAGGGAAGGAGAGAGAGAGAUGUCCCCAUCAAAGGAAGAGGACUGACUCACUACAGGAAGUUCCUGAGGAGUCAAGGCAGGGGUCAUAGAGUAGAGGCAAGCAGGGACCGGUAAAGGAGAUCCUCACUAGCAGCUACCUCUGCUCCCAGUGCCCCAAGUGGUUAUUGCGACUGUUGGUGCAAAAGGUGCACUGGAAGUCUGUCUCCAACACCUGCGUCUACAAGGAGCGCCUGGAAGGUUUUGUGCAGGCUUGCUCCGUUCUGGCUAUGAGUAAUUUCUCUCUCCCGCCCUGUCUGGUUGCCCACCUCCCCACAAGGCCACUACAACUCCCCCAGUGAGCCCUGAUGGCGCCCGUGCACAAAUUCCCCGCUCUCUUCUGCCCCCAGCUUUGCCAUUUUCCUCCCCGAUUUGCCCCUCAUGUGUGGGUUGUUUCCUCUCCUCCUCCUCCUCCUGUCACUCCCUGUCCCCUCGAAUAUAUCACGAACCAAGUCAACUCAGGAUGCAGUCGGGACAGCGAGGAAGCGUGGAGCGACCCAGCCCCCAGAGGACGGCGGAGUCCGGGCGCAAGUUCACCCCAAAGCGGGGAUUGGAGGCGAGGGAAAGCCGUCAGUCAGCCGCCCGCCCCCUCCUCUCCCCAUGGAAGUGGUGGUGCUAAACGCCUGGCCGGCAUCUUCACAAUGUUAGGGGGGAAGCCGCGGUGGGGUCUUGCACCUCCGCAGUCUGCAAAGCACCCAACAGUGAACUAAAUGGAUCCGCCUCGAGUUCGAGAAUGAAUGGCGGGAGACUGAGCCGCAAGUUCCCUCCGGCCCUUCCUGCACAGCACCCCGCCUUGGAUGCUCCAGAGAGGAGAGGCGGACCACAUCCAGGACCUGGCACCUGGCUAAAUCCCUAAGAGAGACUUGCAGCAGGAGAAUCGAGAGGCUUGGGGAAACAAGAGACUUGGGACCCUACUUUGCAACGGGGUUUAUUUAUUUAUUUUAUUGUUGAAUUUAUAUACCGUUUUUCAUUAGAAAUGAUCCCAAGGAGGUUUACAAAAGUUUUUUAAAACUACAAUAAAAAUGACAAUUAAAAGUUAAGCUAAAAAUAUGAAACAAAUCUGAUUUAAAAUAUAUAAAAUACAAACAUAGAAACUAUAUGUGGGUAAAACACACAGAAGCAGCAAUUUAAAAAAUCAUAUAAAGGCCUGGAUUAAAAAAAAAACAAGAUUUAACAAGCUUUCCAAAAUUCAAAUAUAUUCAAAUAUAUUUUCAAAUAGGAUUCAAAUAUAAACCGCAUCUGAGCUGCUGGCCGGAAUGAGGACCCGCCCCCCCCCUUCCCAAAGAGCACUUUCUUCUUGCUGUCUCCCCCACUCAGCCCACCCCAUUUUAAACCCAGAACUUAGAAGGACACUGUAGAGGUUGAAAAAUGCAGGAGACGCACAGUAGGAACUUCCGGCUCACCUUGGACUGCAGCCCUUAGUAGUGGUUAGCCGCUCAGACGUGCCAAAUUUUCUUCACUCUGUUCUGCUGUGUCCCGAGGAAGAAGGAAAUUGUGGGAAGAGGCAGGAUCUUUUGCACAGCACAGCAAAUGCGUCUGUUGUAUUUGGGGCAUUUUCUUGGCGUGGAGCUGGAGGCCACUCCCUGAAGAAAGAGAAAAUUCCCACGUCCUUGCUUUCACGCGGAACUUCUUGAAACCCCCGUGAAAAAGAAGCGGAAGCUUCCACGCCUCUCCUGUGUGGGGAAAGUGACUACUGUUUCCUCAUUGCUGAAGGGAUCUGGGAGAAAAUCCUCCAGGUGGAAUUUAGGUCUCUAAAAUCUUCAUCCCUCAGGAAAGAACAAGGAAGUACUUUGGCUCUCCUGGGAGGCUGACUUGGAGCACAGCUUAAAGAUGGGGAAGGAAGACCCAGCUAGCUGCCAAGCAGAAGAAGGCCUUGAGGCCAGACAAGUGGGGAGCACUGGGGAAUUCUGGGAAAGGACCGAGCAGGAGAUGCUGGUUGAGGACAUCAGGAGCUCAGAGGCCCAGCACCUGCGCUUCAGGCAGUUCUGCUACCAGCAGGCCGAGGGGCCCCGAGAGGUUUGCAGCCGACUCCACAGCCUUUGCCAUCAGUGGCUGAAGCCGGAAAGCCACAUGAAAGCUCAGCUCAUGGACCUGGUGAUCCUGGAGCAGUUCCCGGCCAUCCUGCCCCCAGAAAUGGAGAGCUGGGUCAGAGAGUGUGGAGCGGAGACCAGUUCCCAGGCAGUGGCCCUGGCAGAAGGUUUCCUCCUGAGCCAGGCAGAGGACCAGAGUCAGGAAGAGCAGCAGGAGCAAGGACUGUUGUCGGAAGCGGCCCCUGACUUCCCUGAGGCUGAGAAGGCUCCAUCAGGCACCAGGCAGAGGCCUCUGUCCAAGGAGAUCCCCAGGCAGGAGGACAGCAGUGGGGCCACCUUGCUGGGUGCUGGAAUGACGCUGCCAGGGCCUUCUCAGCCAUCGCUUCUUCCUGGUGGGAUGGAAGAUGCUUCAGGACCACAGAAGCAGGGCCAGGUGACCUUUGAGGAGGUGGCUGUGCUUUUCACGGAAGAGGAGUGGGCUCUGCUGGAUCUGGACCAGAGAACCCUGUACAGGGAAGUCAUGGAGGAGAAUAGGGGCAAUGUGGCCUCUCUGGCAGAUGACAGUGGGGAGAGGAACAAGGAGGGAAUUUGCAACGGAGGAUUGAUGGGUGGUGCCAGCUGGAAAGAGAGAAAAAAACAGAAAAUGAAAACUAAAACAAAACAGAACAAAAAUGGAUCUCAUCAUGGCAAAGUCUAUAACAUCAGAAUCCAAAAAAUAAUGGAGAAAGAACCAGAAAUGAAAAUGUGCUCUCUGAGAAGGAAAAUCUUCUGUUCUGAACCAAGCUUUCAACCUCAGUGGGAAAAGCACACAGGAGAGAAACUAUAUAAAUGCUUGGAAUGUGGAAAGAGUUUCAGUUGGAGCGGACAUCUUACUAGGCAUCAAAGAACCCAUACUGGGGAGAAACCAUAUAAAUGCUUGGAGUGUGGAAGGAACUUCAAUCAGAGCGGACAUCUUACUAUGCAUCAAAGAACCCACACUGGAGAGAAACCAUAUAAAUCAGAGGUUCUCAAACUUGGGUGCCCAGAUGUUGUUGGACUACAACUCCCAUCAUCUGCAGCCUUUGACCACUGUAGCUAGGGAUGAUGGGAGAUGUAGUCCAACAACAUCUGGACACCCAAGUUUGAGAAUCCCUGAUAUAAAUGCUUGGAAUGUGGAAGGAGCUUCAGUCAGAGCGGAACACUUAUUAGACUUCAAAGAACCCAUACUGGAGAGAAAUCAUAUAAAUGAUUGGCGCAUAGUUCACAUCAAAUAAUCCACACUAAUUUCUUGUGGCAAAUACAGGAAAGGAUCUCAUAGACCUGAAAUACACAAAUUUAUAUUUUGGUGUUA
Hemicordylus capensis (graceful crag lizard) is the source of this 3698-nucleotide messenger RNA. Its product is annotated as zinc finger protein with KRAB and SCAN domains 7-like. The transcript has 6 exons. NCBI's taxonomy places the organism in Eukaryota, Metazoa, Chordata, Lepidosauria, Squamata, Cordylidae. Bases 2169 to 3446 code for a protein of 425 amino acids. Gene Ontology annotation, biological process: regulation of DNA-templated transcription. The record is from RefSeq and is a predicted model, not a curated record.